AUCGCUACGAUCGGCUGGGAUGGUCUUCUGAUGGGCGGCUCCUUCAACCACCUCACCUUUUCUCUUUGUUGCCUCAAGCAGGCUUCUUUUUUCCUCCCAUCUGCCCUUGUGCGACUGAGACCUUGUGGCGGUGCAUGUGAUGUCACAGAUCUCAGCUGGUGCCUAGUAUACGAGGGGCUCUGCUAAUUGGACGUCGCGGGGAAACCAUCGCAACGAAAAAUCUAGAAGAAAAAUAGGUUGAAACCGGAGAAACCGUCAUCAGUCUUAAUAGCCAUCUGAUAUGUGUUGUGACUCCACAGACAGAUCUCUUUGCGUGCUCCAUCGGAACUCUGGAGCCUGAGCAAGGAUUUAUAUAGAUCCCCAACUUAUCGAUGUGUCGCAGACUCCACACUUUGCACAUUUGUCUGUCUCCCCCGUCGUCUGGUUAGGACACAUGUGCUGUUGAGGAUGAGUGGUAUACACAGGUUUCUCACAAGGCGUGAGAAGAAAAACUCCAAAGAAGAGUCGAACCUUCUUUCUCGACCCCAUUUUCGUGGGUUUUUCUCAUCCGAUAAGAUACCGACCGGAGACACCAACGAGGAGGAAAAGAAGAUCAAGAUUUUGGAGCAACGUGUCGCACAGCUUGGUAUCACCGGCUUGAAACACGAACACUUUAGCUAUGCCCUGCAAUCGGAGCAUGCACAGGGCGAUGUAGACAAGGCGUUUGACAUGCUUAUGAUUCUUGAAGAUGCGAUCGAGGGCAUCAUAAGAGGAUACACGCCAACAACGAAGCUUCUUGGGGCAGUGAACCGCGAAGGGGUCACUUGCUACCUGGAUGCGCUGCUUUUUGCAAUGUUUGCGCGGCUGGAUUGCUUCGAGGCGAUUCUCUACAAAUCGUUCAAUGAUGAGCCCCGUCGGAAAUUAUCGAUACUGCUACGACUAUGGGUCAAUCUGUUGCGAUCGGGGAGACUUAUCACGACAGACCUUACAAAACACCUGCAGGAUGCCCUUGCAGAAUGCGGCUGGGAAGACGCGGCCAAGCUUCGCCAGCAGGAUACGUCAGAAGCGUUUACCUUCAUCACGGAAAAGCUAGAAUUGCCGCUCCUCACAUUGAAGAUGGACAUUUACCAUACCGGGAAAGAGGAUGUGAGCGGUGAUCACAAGUUUAUCAAUGAAAGACUUCUAGAAGUUGCGAUACCCGAGCCCGUUGAUGGUCAGACUGUGACCCUGGAAGACUGCCUGGAGUCGUACUUCAACAACAGGAUUGAGGUCAAGAGAUACCUAGAGCGGCGUUACACCGUGGGAUCAACUAAAUCCAUUGAUUCGUUGGCCAAAGGUUGUACGACCCACGUUGAGGCUAUUGAAGUUGGCUCGCCUUUGUCGCCAUGUUCGAGCCAGUCGCCUUCUCCGCUGGAAGAAAUAACGCCGGUGGCCUCACUGACAGGGGUGGUCGACUCGGAUCCUCCGCCAUAUCGACGGAGCAGCAUCGUUCAGGAGCGUUUUUUCCCCGAUGAUAUAAAGGCAAAGGACGGCGCGAUCGUGUCUCACAGGAGAGGCUCAUACAGGAAAGAAGUUAUGAUGCCCGCAUGGCAGUUUUUCAGCUUAAUACCAUGGUACACGGACAAUACCCCGACAAAUGACGCCCAAGUUGCCGCGCACUUUUCUUCGAAGCGACCGAUUUUAGGCAUGUGUCUAAAACGCUAUUCUAUGUCACCGAGUGGAAAAGCAGUCCGACUCGAUACAUUUAUAGACAUCCCUACUGAAAUAGGGCUGCCUCAUUUCAUCCAGGAUGACAGUAUGCACGAAGAAGGCCCCAUCUACGGGAAUUUUAAAUUAUCUUUGCAGGCAAUGGUGUGUCAUCGCGGCAACUCAGUGGAUUCAGGGCAUUACAUAUCCAUUGUGAGGGGUACGAGUGCUGGUGCACCUCCGGCCAGUUCUCAUGGUCCGGACCAGGAGAUGGCCUCUCCCGACGCGUCAAGAUAUUGGAUGCGGUUUGAUGACCUAGCAAAGGAGCGGGUUACGCUGGUCGACAUUGAACAGGCCAUGAAACACGAAUCGCCGUAUCUCCUGUUCUACCAGAUCUUGCCCAUCAACGAAGAUGCUGCGGCAGCCAAUCUUUUCGACAAGCCACCCUCUUCCGAAAUGUCGGCAGAUUCUCGAGAAUCGGAGGCUGGCAUUGCGCAGAGGCUACAUAAACCGUCCGUAGACGAGAUCGGUGGUGACGGCGCUGAGGGGUACGCUUCUGGACGGCCAAGCUUCGAAAUCACCGGCCCGGAUGGUGCAGACCCUGCGCCUAUGGGCCAGAACAGCCGAAAGCAAAGUGUAGCGUUCUCUGAGGUUUUUGAUCCAGGUUCGAUGCAGUCUUAUCCGUCGACUUCGCCGAGACUCACCCCACGAGAUGACGACGGCCGUGGCUCGUUCUCAUUUUCCCGGCGCAGUUCUCGAGGCACAAGAAGCACUCCGGGCAGCCGCGCGGGGAGCCAAGCCAGCGAGAGCAGGAUCAGCACUACCUUCUCACGAUUCACCGGGCGACUUAGCCGGGAUAGGUUCACCGGCGAUGGACUCACUGAAGGCGAUGGCGACGAGUUGACGGAGACUGAGCUUGGUCUGGGCGAAAAGUUCGCCCCGCCUAGCAGCGAGCGCAAGGGCCGAAGUCCCAGACGGACGAAGGAUUCGGAGAGAGUCAGAGAUAAGUUGAAGGACAAAUCGCGGGAAAAGAUUGGGCGGAAACUAGACCGGGAGUGCGUUGUGAUGUGACCACGUUGAUGACGAUGAUGACUCAAUCUUCAUGUUUCGCAUAGCUUUCCAUUUUUAAUACCUUGACGCGCUAUGAUCCCAGGUUGCAUGUGUGAAGGACAAGGGAAUGGAUACCCAAGCAAGGUGCAUGUUGUGUGUUCUCGUUGAGGAUUUGCAUCGGCGUUCUGUAGACUGCAUUGUGGGGUAAUUAAGACGUGUAGGUAAGCUAUUGAGCGUGUGUGGCCAUUAUUAUAGCACCAUAGCACCGAAUUUAUAUUCCAUAUG
Aspergillus sclerotioniger CBS 115572 is the source of this 3000-nucleotide messenger RNA. Its product is annotated as ubiquitin C-terminal hydrolase family protein. NCBI's taxonomy places the organism in Eukaryota, Fungi, Ascomycota, Eurotiomycetes, Eurotiales, Aspergillaceae. Gene Ontology annotation, biological process: protein deubiquitination. Gene Ontology annotation, molecular function: cysteine-type endopeptidase activity; cysteine-type deubiquitinase activity. The record is from RefSeq and is a predicted model, not a curated record. Bases 448 to 2736 code for a protein of 762 amino acids. The transcript has 5 exons. Gene Ontology annotation, cellular component: cytosol; nucleus.